This is a messenger RNA of Triticum turgidum subsp. durum (durum wheat), 1326 nucleotides long. The record is from the annotation of a GenBank genome assembly. Lineage: Eukaryota; Viridiplantae; Streptophyta; Magnoliopsida; Poales; Poaceae.
AUGAACAUCCUACAAGACCUUAAGCAUCUCAAGCACAUUAGCUUGCCGGCGAGGCUUAUCAUUUGCAAGUGCCUUCUCAUAGUGAUUGGCCUUAUUGUAUUGAGAGCAAUUAUCUCCCCUUUUCUUGCCAUCAGCUCUUCCGAGAAGAGUUUUUAUGACUCACCAACCCUUGACUUGUUCCCUGGAGUUAGGAAAGGCAAGUUUGUUGAGGUCCCGCAGAUUAUAUGGGGAUUGAACAAUCAGAAAAUUGCAUUUGCCAGAGCAUGCUUGACGGCAAAAUUCAUGAACCGUUCUCUACUCAUGCCAAGUCUGAGUGCUUCGCUUUUCUACAAAGAGGUUGACUUGCUGCAGCCUAUUGCUUUCGACAAGGUAUUUGACCUUAAUAAGUUCAAUGCCCGCUGUCAUGGGUUUGUAAGGGUGGCUCGGUAUUCAGAAGUUUCAAAUCGUACCGAGCCUUUCAAACUUCAAAAGGGCAGUGGUAGGAGGUGGACAGUGGAGAGAGAUUUGGAUCAACUGCAACAAUCCAGAUUGGGGGAGGCCGAUGGCUUUGAAGUGAUUCAUGUCACUGGGAAGCAUCCAUUUCUGUGGCCUGAUCAUUGGCCAGUGAAAGACUAUGCCAGGAUCUUCGAUUGCCUUGCUGUAGCUCCUGAGAUAGAAACUGAAGUUGUCAGGGUCAUAUCCAAGAUUAAAGAUGCAGGGAAAAAAGCAAGACAUGAUGCUGCCGUUUCUCAUAAUAAGAAGAGGAUAGAUGGUUUGAAAAAUCUUCCUGUGCAGUACAUUGCUGUUCACAUGAGAAUAGAGAAAGAUUGGAUGAUUCAUUGCAAGAAGUGGGAGCAGCGGUCCAAUUUAAAGGAAAUUUGCAGCAGCAAAGGAGAGAUCAUUCAUAAGGUCUCACAGAUCACUGACCUACGUCGCCCGGUUGUAGUUUACCUUGCAGUAGCCGACAGCCUUCUAGAAGAUGAUUCAGUAACCAGUGGUUGGAGAGUUGGUAUGGUUGCUUAUGAGAAGAAGAAACUUGGAGUUACUGACAUAUACGAGAAACAGCCUUACCUUAUAAAGUCUGCCAUCGACUUUGAGGUAUGCGCAAGAGCGGAUGUGUUUGUUGGCAAUAGUUUCUCAACAUUUUCCAACCUUGUAGUAUUGUCUAGAACAGAAAGGUUAUACAAGUUAGGGAAGGCAAGCUCAUGUGGUGAGGAUGUUGGGCUGUCGUCCUAUGCGUACAAUGUCAUUGGAGAUGAUGGCGGGCCACAGAAAUGGAUGACAGAUAUGCUGGACACAAGCCUUCAGCGCAUAAGUUACGGAACGAAUAACGUUUCCUGCCACUGA